UAAUUCGACACAAAUGCCAUUAGUAUGGGCCGCGGAACGAUAGUAUCAAUAUUUAUCGCUAAUCCACAAUGAGAAACUUAAUUCUCGAGAAGGACCUGUGCGAGAGAAGUGACGGGAACGACGGCAGGGACGAUUCUUCUACGCGCGUUUUUCAUACCGAGGAUCCCCCCCAGAUCGCUGAUCUGCGGCUAUUGUUAAAAGAUAAAAUUCGCAAAAGCGAAAUAUUUUGUAGCUUCGAAAUCAUUUCCACGCGGAAACCCAAUGCGUUUUACCGAAGGCUCCUCGUAGGUAUGGAAGAAUAUUCGCCCCUCUUUUACGCGUUAACGUGGCACAACGAAGCGACUUCCGAUAACGAUGGGUAUCUGCCGUUGGAUCUAGCGAAGAAUUUUCCACCCAAUACUCUCUUACACUUAGCGGCUAGAAGUCUAAAGCGUGAUGAAGUCAUGCACAUCCUAAAAAAAGCCCUCGCCUUCGGAAUAGUUAAUAUAUUUGCAUUGCGAGGAGAUUCGUUGUCUGACUGUGAGAGCGGUGACUUCGAGCACGCAGCAGAUCUGGUCGCUUUUAUCAGAGAGCGGUUCGGCGAUACGUUCUGCGUGUGCGUCGCGGGUUAUCCGCAAAUUCAUCCCGAAUCGCCCACCAAGGAGUUGGACUUGCAUUACCUGAAAGCAAAAGUGGAGGCGGGCGCAGAUUUUAUCAUAACGCAAAUAUGUUUCGAAUCUCGAGUCCUGAUAGACUUCGUGAGAGAUUGCCGGGAAAUCGGGAUUCGGGUUCCGAUCCUACCCGGGAUCCUCGCGCCGAUGAAUCACGCGUGUCUGGAGAAAAUGACCAAUAUGUGCGGACUUGACGUGCCGGUCGAAAUUAAAGACGAUUUGGUACGAAUGAGGGACGACGAUCAAGCGGCGAGGAAAUAUUCAGUCGACCUGGUAGCGCGAAUAAUUACGGACGUGAUUAGAAGCGGAGCCACAUCUGGUUUUCAUCUUUUCACGUUAAAUAGAUUAUCACUGGUGGCGGAAAUAUGCAAACGCAUAGAAUUUUUUAAAGAGGAAACCCCAUAGGGAUCAAAAUCAACCGCGUUUUGGAUUCACGUUUCCCAAGAAAGCCACGAGUCAAACAGGAAAAAAAAGUUAAUUUUUUGUACAAAACGAAAUAAAGUCAAUCGUAUUUA
Messenger RNA from Wasmannia auropunctata (little fire ant), 1165 nucleotides. Its product is annotated as methylenetetrahydrofolate reductase. Gene Ontology annotation, molecular function: methylenetetrahydrofolate reductase [NAD(P)H] activity; FAD binding. Lineage: Eukaryota; Metazoa; Arthropoda; Insecta; Hymenoptera; Formicidae. The record is from RefSeq and is a predicted model, not a curated record. Gene Ontology annotation, cellular component: cytosol. Gene Ontology annotation, biological process: tetrahydrofolate interconversion. The coding region runs from base 69 to 1055 and encodes 328 amino acids. The transcript is spliced from 5 exons.